UAAUAAUGCUACGGACCUGAGCAAAGAGUACUAAAGAUAAUGUGCGACGCUGCUCCAAAAAGGGCAUAAAGUGCAUAAACUCACGGCACUGUCGGUCUAAUCAAACGAAUGAGUGUUAAUAAUACGAUUUGACCUCCGAGGUUACUGGAUAACUAAUGUUUCUCAACAAAACCUACAAUAAUCAAAGAUAUCCGCUGCGGGCCAGAAUAUAAAGAGUAUCAUCGAUGCCAUAACCCGGUCUUGAGAUAUCGGUUACACUGAUCGCGAGCAGUUCUGAUAACCGUGCAAUCGACAGUGACGCGAGGGGGGGGGAAAAAUGUCGUGUUCGAGUGAUUUGUCUCGAUCGGACGAGUACCUUAGUUUUCGUAGUUCAAUCCCACUGAGGAAAAUAGCCAUCGACGUCGAUAGUAUGCAGGGAUGGAAGGUAUACGAUUCCAGUCCAAAAACCAUCAAGUGCCCGCUAAUAUGUCUUCCACCGGCUAGCGGAACAGCGGACAUUUUCUUUAGACAAAUAUUAGGGUUGUCGGCGAAAGGGUACAGAAUCAUAUCGGUCGAGUCACCGGUGUAUUGGGACGUUAAGGAAUGGUGCGAUGGAUUCCGAAAACUUUUAGACUACAUGGGGCUGGAUAAAGUGCACCUGUUCGGUGCUUCAUUAGGGGGGUUCUUAGCACAGAAAUUUGCCGAGAUUAACGCUCACUGCCCUAGGAUAGUGUCGUUGGUGCUCUGCAACACGUUCGCCGACACAUCGAUAUUUAAGUCCAACGAUUCCGCGGCAGUAUUUUGGAUACUGCCGUCGUUUAUGUUGAGACAAAUGUUAAUGAUGAAUUUCGAUAAGAAAAAGAUCGACGGCGAGAUCGUCGAAUCCAUAAAUUUCAUUGCGAAACGAAUGAAAAGCUUACCGCAAUUGCAAUUGGCGUCUCGGCUAACGAUGAAUUGCGUAAAUUGUUACGUGCAGCCGCAGAUGAUAUAUCAUUUGCCCGUCACGAUUAUAGACGUUUUCGACGACUACGCCUUAUCGAAUUCGGCGAGGGAAAAGAUGUACAAAUGCUAUCCGAACGCCAAGUUGGCGCACCUGAAGACUGGCGGGAACUUUCCGUAUUUGAGUCGGUCCGCAGAAGUGAAUUUACAUUUACAGAUUCACUUGAGACAAUUCGAAGGCACGGAGUACGCUGCCUCCGAAAGAACGAGGGUUAUUUCGCAAAACGUCAAGGGUUAGCAUCGAAACGAGGUAGAAAGGACCUGAAAGGUCGCUCGGCUGGAAAUGGCCAAUCCUCCACUCGCGUCUCAAUUAUCCAUCAAAUUAAUCCGUUAGAAUUCAUUAUUAAAAUAGUAAUCUCGAAACAGUUACCCAAAUGUAUUCAUCGUCGUUUAUAUUUAACGUGCAGAAGUAUUUCAUGUAUACAUAUAGCUGUUAGUUUUACGAGGGGUAUCCUACAUUUUAAACGCAACAUUUGCGUGAACUUUGUAUCGUUGUAUUCUUUUAAGAAAAUAUCUAUCGAUUGUAAAGCGUUUUCGUUUGAAAAUUAAUUGAAAAUCACAGCAUGUAUGGUGCCGUGAAAAUAUUUUAAUCGUCCAGAUUGGGGAUGAAAUUAAUCGUCGAUGGUAUAUCCGGCCGUUGAUUCGACGUG
Molecule: messenger RNA, 1628 nt
Organism: Colletes gigas
Lineage: Eukaryota; Metazoa; Arthropoda; Insecta; Hymenoptera; Colletidae
Product: maspardin-like
Exons: 8
Coding region: 317-1216 (299 amino acids)
Source: RefSeq, a predicted model, not a curated record